Messenger RNA from Micropterus salmoides (largemouth bass), 940 nucleotides. RefSeq names its product very long-chain acyl-CoA synthetase-like. NCBI's taxonomy places the organism in Eukaryota, Metazoa, Chordata, Actinopteri, Centrarchiformes, Centrarchidae. The transcript has 3 exons. The record is from RefSeq and is a predicted model, not a curated record. The annotation marks the transcript as partial. Gene Ontology annotation, molecular function: long-chain fatty acid transmembrane transporter activity; long-chain fatty acid-CoA ligase activity.
GUUCCAGAGGAGAAGCUCACAGUGUUUGGUUGGCAGCAGGAAGUGGUCUCAGGUCAGAUGUUUGGAAGGAGUUUGUCAAACGCUUUUGUGGGAUCAAGAUCAGAGAGGGUUACGGCUUGACUGAGGCCAGCAUUGGCUUCCUCAACUACACAGAUGAGGUUGGACCGAUUGGGAGGGCAAGCUUUUUCAACAAGCUUUCUAUGCCCUUUGAGCUCCUGCGAUAUGAUCCACAAACUUAUGAGCCAGUCCGAACAAACUCUGGAAGAUGCAUGCAAGCAAAAAUAGGAGAGGCAGGGAUCCUGGUAGCUCCUCUGUCAGCUAUGAACCAGUUCCUGGGUUAUGCUGGGAAUAAGGUCCAGUCUGAAAAGAAGCUGCUCAGAGAUGUUUUCAAAGCCGGGGACGUCUAUUUCAACACUGGAGACCUCUUGCUCCGUGAUCACGGGGACUUUCUUUACUUCCAUGACCGCAUUGGAGACACCUUCAGGUACUGUUACUGUUUAGAACUGUGCUAACGCAACAUUGCUAAGAAUCUUUUGUUUAAUUUGGUAAAUUUGUUUUUUGAAAGGGGGAUACAACAUUUUGUUGUGGUGUCACAUUGAAAAGAAACCCUUUACCAGUCUUAUCUAACAGAGAUCAGUCAACAUCCAACACGCUGUCUACACCAGAUAUGUUUCAGAAUCAACUCUGCUGACAGCAGAGCAUACGCCAUGAUAGUACUCAAGUCCACACAGUUUGUGACAGAGUGGUAACUAAUUGGUAUAGUUACAAUUAGGGCUAAAAUUAACCCUAACCCUCUGUAAGAAAUCUGAAUAGAAACAUCUUAUAGAAAAAAAACAGUUCUGGUUUGAAUGGACCUCUGUGCACUAACUCAGACCUCAUGAAGUCUGAUAAGACUGGGGGCCAAUCUGCUGGGUCAUGUGGUAGAGCAGCAACUCCAUUA